AUGAAACGACCGAUCUUUAGAUAUUGGGAGAACUUCAUCAUGCUUUCUUCAAGAAAAAUCAAGAAGAUUUCGGACUCGCUUAGAAGAAUUUUGAAUUUCGGGAAUGGUGUAAACGGACCAGAAAUACUUUUACAUUGCAGCUUCGUCGUCGAUCCAGACAAAUGCAAAGAAAACAUUGAUUUAUUACUAGGUCAAAUUCAAGAGCUAAAUCCCCAACCAGCUCCUGAUGCAUGUUUCCUGCCAGUCGUUCAAGUCGCCGCUCAAGCUUUUGAUUCCUGCCAACGCGCUGGUAAAUUGUUCCUGUUCCACUCUUCGCUGCCCACUGUUGCCGCUCCCGGAAAAUUGCAAAACAGAGAUGACAGAAAACUCAUAGCCACUGACAAGGAAAAGUUCCUCUUCCAAGCUGCUGACAAAAUCUACGAAAAGGUUGGAAAAGAUCUCUAUGUUGACGUUGCUUCUAUUCAAGUCGCACUGCUGUACACUUCUGUCGAAAGACGACUUAGAAUUCACAAUUUACAGCUCGGCGUAAUCAGCCAACUAGCGGACGUAUACAAAGUUGCAGAAACAGAUGCGAUGAUGAAUUUCUUUUCCAAACUGGCGGUCAGAAGUUGCAGAGACACCUCGCCACAGAAGCUCAAAGAAGGAAUAAUUCAACGCUUUCCUAUCGCUACCUAUCGAAAACAUUGCGCUGAUCCUAGCUCAAUUGGCCAGUUGAUUCUCCCUGAAAGACUAAAGGUCAUGCCAGCAUAUAUGAACUCUUUGUUAUGCAACGACGACAUUUUCCCCCAUCACGAAACAAAUACGGACGACUGGGCUUAUCUCAGACAGAAAAUCUUGCAGAUGAAUGUUCGAGCUUCUUGCGCAUAUUUCUAUGCAUGUGUUUAUCCUAUUCUUAAUACUGCGUUGGAUCCCGCACUUCCAAAACUUUCUUUGAGAUGUUCUAUCGAAAGAUUCAAACAAGAACAGGUUUAUGUUAUUGAAAAUGGACUUCAAUUGUACAUCUGGGUCGGCGAAAAUGUCACUCCAAACGGCGUGCAAUCAAUUUGGGAAGUCAACUCUUCCCGACACUCUUUCAAAGCUAGAAACCGAGCAAAGACGUCAAAAUAA
Messenger RNA from Oikopleura dioica, 1107 nucleotides. Lineage: Eukaryota; Metazoa; Chordata; Appendicularia; Copelata; Oikopleuridae. The record is from the annotation of a GenBank genome assembly.